GCUGUCUUCGGUGUUCUGUAUUUGGAUAGAUAGAGGCUGGUGCGAUGGUUGGCUGAGGAGAACAGAAACCAGCAAAGCCCUUCACUUCAGUUCAGCCUCUCGGUGUCGUAGGUCGGAACCGAACAUGGACGCCGGGCAAUUCGUCAUCCCGAUCCUCGGCAUCGUCGGCGCCGCGGCAGCGACCUUCUACGCCGUCAGCUUCAUGGAGAUCCGGGAGAAAUCACUGGAGGACCUGGACGACAAGUACUCGGAGUACGAGGAGGGCGGCGGGCGGCAGCGCCGGGCGCGGCGGAGGUCCGGCCGCCAAGCCAAGAAGCGAAAUGAUUGACGGAUACACCAUCAGCCUGAGAAGUAAAGAGGAUAUGCGUGGCCUCUGUGUCGAUGUUCUUCACUUCCCCUCGUUUUGUGAGCGGCUUGAUGCUUAGCAGCUAAUCCAGUCUAUGUUCGACCCGUGGCCAGAGGAAAUGGGCAUUGUUCACUGCUGCUAGCUCUUUUGGCCCUGCACUUGCAUUCAGUGCUUAUGCAUUUGAUUAUACUCCUAGUACUUCUCUGCGCUGCGCAUGCUGAUUCUGAACGUGUAUGAUGCAUUGUCGAGCAUGAGUUCAUGCGGUCAGAGAUUGCCAGUUUUCUGUAAAACGAAUUGGGUAAUUGAUUGAGAAGAAUGGAUGAGAGCAUGGUUAAUAGAAUAGCCAACAAUCGGCUAUAUGAA
This is a messenger RNA of Aegilops tauschii subsp. strangulata, 709 nucleotides long. RefSeq lists its product as uncharacterized. The record is from RefSeq and is a predicted model, not a curated record. Lineage: Eukaryota; Viridiplantae; Streptophyta; Magnoliopsida; Poales; Poaceae.